AUGCGAACAGUUAAUGGUCAAGUAUGUGAUACCGUUCAAAAAGUUGCACUUAAGCUGAAGUUGUUAGAGGAAGAUGACUCAGUUGAUAUAUGUUUAAAAGAAGGCUAUUUUAGACUUAGGUAUGCUUUUGAUCCAUAUAAGGUAAGGCAGCUUCCUGUUAAAUCAGUUGAGUGGUUUUUAGAGUCGAUGGGCAGCUCUCUUGCAGUCUAUGGAUUAGACCAUUUAGUUCAGGAUGAAGAUGAUGGAAUGCGUGUAAAAAAGGAUAUAGAGGAUGCACUGAAUGCUCCAAUGCCAAAACAAUGUCUCCAGUGCAAGAAUCAAUUGAAUCAGGCUCAGCGGGAAGCAUUUGAUGUUAUAAUGGAUCACGUUACAAAGAAAAUGCCAGGAGCAUUUUUUAUAGAUGGUCCAGGUGGAACAGGAAAGACCUUUUUAUAUAAUGCUUUAUAUGCAGAGAUAAGAUUGAUGAAUAAGAUUGUACUGCCAACAGCAGCAUCGGGUAUAACUGCAGCUAAUAUUUCCUCUGGAAGGACUGCACACUCGCGGUUUAAAAUUCCAUUGGAUCCGCUUGAGUCACGUGCUUGUAGUGUACCUAAACAAGGUAGUCUGGCUGCAUUGUUAAGAGAAACGACACUUAUCAUUUGGGGUGAAUCUUGGAUGGCCAAAAAAGAUAAUGUUGAAUCACUUGAUAUGCUGCUCAGGGAUAUAUGUGAUCCUCACUUAUUGUUUUGA
Molecule: messenger RNA, 729 nt
Organism: Chenopodium quinoa (quinoa)
Lineage: Eukaryota; Viridiplantae; Streptophyta; Magnoliopsida; Caryophyllales; Amaranthaceae
Product: ATP-dependent DNA helicase PIF4-like
Exons: 2
Coding region: 1-729 (242 amino acids)
Biological process (GO): DNA repair; telomere maintenance
Molecular function (GO): DNA helicase activity
Source: RefSeq, a predicted model, not a curated record